AUGAGGGUGUCCUCGAGUCUUUUGCUUGCAGCAUCCUUUUUCUAUGCCCAUGGUGCUUUGUCGGCUCCUAGUCCCGACCCAAAGGCAGCAUGGGUUCGUCAGGGCAGAGCGAGAAAAGCUGCAUCCAAGAAUGGAAGACGUUGGUUAAAUGAGACGUCAACACCAUCGAUUGUCACCUCGUGUUCGGAAAGCAACUAUACCAAAGCAUCGGCUCCCAAAGUCAACGUUUGGGGAGGCCUAACCGAUAUUGAAGCCGCUUCGGUAACCCAAUGGUUGUUCGCCCAGCCGGAGCUCAAUCUCACCGUCAGUGACGAUGCUGGCGAAUGGGAUAACAGCGUCCUCUUGGUUGAGCUUAUGCAUCCAAAUAAGACCGACGUCUUGAGUUAUCUCGAUAACGCCGGUCCUGCUCCUCCUCGAUAUGCUCACGUCGUGUUGGACCACCGUGCCGCCGUUGACCCGUACUACCAAGAUAUCCUGGUCGGCCCAAUUGAGCCGUUCGGUGUGAAGAAUGGCACGACCAGAUGGGUACCUCUGGAAUAUCCCUACACUCGCAAGUCUGACGGUCGUGUGCGCAACCUUGAUGCCGAUGCUGACGAUACACUUUACUCGCAAUGGAUAUACAAGAUCAGUGCAACUAUCUCUGAUAUUACGCUCGAUCUAUGGGGAGGAGUUGCCCUUGGACGCGAUAACGACACUCUGGACAUCUGGGGCAUUGAUCCUCUCUGGCAGGACGACGGUCGUGUCGUCCGUUGGGAUGCUUUUUGGUCCAAUGCGGUCGACAACUUCGAUACUCAAACACUCCUGCCACUUGGUCUAUACUUCAGAAGUGAUGUAACUGGACGCGAUCCGAGCCAGUGGAAGCUGGAGGGCUGGUACUACAAUGGCAUAUUCUACGAAACGACAUCAGCAUUCAGAAAUGCUUACUAUACACCUGGAUUCGCUAAGCUGGGCGCCAAUGUUGAAGGCGACUGGGCCCGGACGGAUCAGAAUGGGCCUACUCUUCCAUUAGACACCUCUCACCCCCCUGCCUCCGUUGCUCCAAGCGGUUCUCGAUUUGCAGUUGACGCCGAGUCCAAAUGGGUCGAGUGGAUGGAUUUCUCCUUUUACAUUGGCUACCAACGUGACACGGGCCUCAGUCUAUGGGACAUUCGUUAUAAAGGCCAAAGAGUGCUAUAUGAAUUGGGCCUUCAAGAAGCACUGGCUCACUACGCUGGACAAGACCCGCUCCAAAGUGGUACCGCAUAUGGCUACGACUGUCCGGCAUACGCGACUUAUUUGAACACGUCCUUCUACGUCUCCGAGACAACCCACACACAUCUGAACAGUCUCUGUCUUUUCGAAUUCACUGCCGAUUAUCCCCUUCAACGACACAGUACGUCUGACUACGUCAGUGCAACGAAGAACACAUACUUCACGAUCCGCUCUGUCAGUACUGUUGGAAACUACGACUACAUGUUCUCGUACUCGUUCUACAUGGACGGCAGCAUCAAUGUCGAGGUGCGCGCUUCUGGAUAUAUUCAAAGUGCUUACUAUGCCAACAACGAUGAAUAUGGCUACAAGAUCCACGACAACCUCUCAGGCAGCAUGCACGAUCACAUCCUGAACUUCAAGGCCGACUUCGAUAUUCUAGGCACCAACAACACGAUUGCUGUAGUUAACCAGGUACCAGUCUCUACAGUUUACCCGUGGUCGAACGGCAAAGCACGAAACACCAUGAAGCUUGAGAAGUCCUACGUCGAGUCUGAGGAUCAGAGCCGUUUGUUCUGGGGCGCCAACAGCGCAACUCAAUACAGCGUUAUCAACAAGGAUGCCGUCAACAAGUAUGGCGAAUAUCGGGGUUAUCGUAUCUCUCCUUCUCUAGGUGCCAUUCACCUCACCGUAGAAGAUUCAAGUAAUCUGGCCAACGCAGCCCGCUGGGCAAACCACGACGUUCAGGUCACCAAGCAGCACGAUACAGAGCCGAGAGCAGCACAUGCCUACAACAACCAGGAUGUGCAUAAUCCGCCUGUUAACUUUGAUGCCUUUUUCAACAGCGAGAACCUCACGCAAACUGAUCUCGUGCUUUGGCUCAACCUGGGAAUGCAUCAUAUACCCCACACCGGCGACCUUCCCAACACAGUAUUCUCAACCGCUCACGCCGGUCUUUCCUUCUCACCUCUCAACUAUCUUGAGGGCGACCCAAGUCGUCAGACCGUCAAUCAGGUCAGAAUCGAGUAUGGAGGCGGCAAUGUGAGCGCUGUCGAGACUUUCGGACAAGAGCAAGGAAGCUGUGCUGUUGAGUACACACCUGUUGAGGUGGAUCUUUGGAAUUAUAAGGGUGAUGUAGUCGUCAGGAAGUUUCCUUUCGACCCAAACAACCCUUUCUAUGAGACUGAUAGCAUAGUGUAGAUUUCAGGAGUUUGAGAUGGUGGUGACCCUGUCACGAUGUAUAUAUGGAUCGCUUGUGAUCACCUGCAC
Messenger RNA from Aureobasidium pullulans EXF-150, 2457 nucleotides. RefSeq names its product putative membrane copper amine oxidase. Gene Ontology annotation, molecular function: copper ion binding; primary methylamine oxidase activity; quinone binding. The coding region runs from base 1 to 2388 and encodes 795 amino acids. Gene Ontology annotation, biological process: amine metabolic process. Gene Ontology annotation, cellular component: plasma membrane. The record is from RefSeq and is a predicted model, not a curated record. The transcript has 4 exons. Lineage: Eukaryota; Fungi; Ascomycota; Dothideomycetes; Dothideales; Saccotheciaceae.